This is a messenger RNA of Nyctereutes procyonoides (raccoon dog), 6486 nucleotides long. It is a transcript of the gene ZNRF3, whose product is annotated as zinc and ring finger 3. Bases 188 to 2974 code for a protein of 928 amino acids. The transcript has 9 exons. The record is from RefSeq and is a predicted model, not a curated record. Gene Ontology annotation, molecular function: frizzled binding; ubiquitin protein ligase activity. NCBI's taxonomy places the organism in Eukaryota, Metazoa, Chordata, Mammalia, Carnivora, Canidae. Gene Ontology annotation, biological process: negative regulation of canonical Wnt signaling pathway; Wnt receptor catabolic process; ubiquitin-dependent protein catabolic process.
CCCCUCACGUGGAGCAGAUGAAAGGGCCGCGGCGCGACGGCCGGGGGAGCCGAGCCGAGCCUGCGACCCACAAAGCCGCCGCCGCCGCCGCGAUGGGGCUGUGAGGCGUCCGCCCGCGCUCGGUCCUCCGCCGGCCCGCGACUAUGCCCGGCCGCGCCCGCCCUCCGCGCCCUCCCGCCGCAGGACCAUGAGGCCGCGCUCGGGCGGGCGCCCAGGGGCCCCGGGCCGCCGCCGCCGCCGCCUCCGCCGCCGCCCCCGCGGCCCCCGCGGCCGCCGCCUGCCGCCGCCGCCGCCGCUGCCGCUGCUGCUCGGGCUGCUGCUGGCGGCCGCGGGGCCCGGCGCGGCGCGGGCCAAGGAGACGGCGUUCGUGGAGGUGGUGCUGUUCGAGUCGAGCCCGAGCGGCGACUACACCACCUACACCACCGGCCUCACGGGCCGCUUCUCGCGGGCCGGGGCCACGCUCAGCGCGGAGGGCGAGAUCGUGCAGAUGCACCCACUGGGCCUGUGUAAUAACAAUGAUGAAGAGGACUUGUAUGAAUAUGGCUGGGUAGGAGUGGUGAAGCUGGAACAGCCAGAAUUGGACCCAAAACCAUGCCUCACUGUCCUGGGCAAGGCCAAGCGGGCAGUGCAGCGGGGAGCCACUGCGGUCAUCUUUGAUGUGUCGGAAAACCCCGAAGCUAUUGACCAGCUAAACCAGGGCUCAGAAGACCCGCUCAAGAGGCCAGUGGUGUAUGUGAAGGGUGCAGAUGCCAUCAAGUUGAUGAACAUUGUCAACAAACAGAAAGUAGCUCGAGCAAGGAUUCAGCACCGCCCUCCUCGACAACCCACUGAGUACUUUGAUAUGGGGAUUUUCCUGGCAUUCUUCGUCGUGGUCUCCCUGGUCUGCCUCAUCCUCCUUGUCAAAAUCAAGCUGAAGCAGCGGCGCAGUCAGAACUCCAUGAACAGGCUGGCUGUACAGGCUCUGGAGAAGAUGGAAACCAGAAAGUUCAACUCCAAGAGUAAGGGGCGCCGGGAGGGGAGCUGUGGGGCUCUGGACACACUCAGCAGCAGCUCCACGUCCGACUGUGCCAUCUGCCUGGAGAAGUACAUUGAUGGAGAGGAGCUGCGGGUUAUCCCCUGUACUCACCGCUUUCACAGGAAGUGCGUAGACCCAUGGCUGCUGCAGCACCACACCUGCCCCCACUGUCGGCACAACAUCAUAGAGCAAAAGGGAAACCCAAGCACUGUGUGCGUGGAGACCAGCAACCUUGCGCGCAGCCGGCAGCAGAGGGUGAUCCUGCCGGUGCACUACCCCGGCCGCGUGCACAGGACCAACGCCAUCCCCGCCUACCCGACCAGGACAAGCAUGGACUCCCACGGGAACCCCGUCACCCUGCUGACCGUGGACCGACACGGGGAGCAGAGUCUCUAUUCCCCACAGACCCCCACCUACAUCCGCGGCUACCCGCCCCUCCACCUGGACCACAGCCUGGCCCCGCACCGCUGCGGCCUGGAGCACCGGGCCUACUCGCCAGCUCACCCCUUCCGCAGGCCCAAGUUCAGCGGCCGCAGCUUCUCCAAGGCAGCUUGCUUCUCCCAGUACGAGACCAUGUACCAACACUACUACUUCCAGGGCCUCAGCUACCCUGAGCAGGAGGGCCAGGCCCCCACCGGCCUUACCCCCCGGGGCCCAUCCCGUGCCUUCCCCCCGAGUGGCGGCGGCAGCCUGCUCUUCCCCACCGUGGUGCACAUGGCACCACCCUCCCACCUCGAGAGUGGCAGCACGUCCAGCUUCGGCUGCUACCACGGUCACCGCUCGGUAUGCAGCGGCUACCUGGCCGACUGCCCUGGCAGCGACAGCAGCAGCAGCAGCAGCAGCUCAGGCCAAUGCCACUGCUCCUCCAGCGACUCCGUAGUGGAUUGUACCGAGGUCAGCAACCAGGGCGUGUAUGGGAGCUGCUCCACCUUCCGCAGCUCCCUCAGCAGUGACUAUGACCCCUUCAUCUACCGCAGCCGGAGCCCCGGUCGCACCAGCGACGUGGGGGGCUCGGGCAGCUCAGGCCGGGGGCCUGUCAUGUGCCUCGAGGGCUCCCCGCCACCAGACGAACUCCCAGCGGCCCACGGUCAAGGUGCGGGGCGGGGAGAGCCUUGGCCUGGCCCCGCCUCGCCCUCGGGGGACCAGCUGUCCACCUGCAGCCUGGAGAUGAACUAUAGCAGCAGCUCCUCCCUGGAGCACAGGGGGCCCACUAGCUCUACCUCAGAAGUGGGGCUCGAGGCUUCUCCUGGGGCUGCCCCGGACCUCAGGAGGACCUGGAAGGGGGCCCGCGAGGGGCUGUCAUGUGCCUGCUGCUGCGAGCCCCAGCCCUCCACACUGGAGCCUGGCGUCGGAGUGGCCGGGGGCAGCACACUGUUCCUGGGCGCCCCAGGCGGGGAGGCCCAGCCAGGAAGCCCCCAGGGCCUGUACGGCCUUCACCCAGACCAUUUGCCCAGGACAGAUGGGGUGAAAUAUGAGGGCUUGCCCUGCUGCUUCUAUGAAGAAAAGCAGGUGGCCCACGGCAGCGGAGGGGGCAGCGGCUGCUACAAUGAGGACUGCUCGGUGAGCGUGCAGUACGCGCUUGCCCAGGAGCCCCCGCCCGGCUGCCACCAGGGGGCCCGGGACCUGAGCCAGCGCAUCCCCAUCAUUCCAGAGGAUGUGGACGGUGACUUAGGCCUGCCCUCGGACUGCCAAGGGACUCAUGGCCUCGGCCCCUGGGGUGGGACGCUGGGCCCGGAUGCCCUGCGGCCCCACAGAGGCCUAGGAGCGGCCCGGGAAGAAGAACCAGUUCUGUGCUGCCAGGCUGGGGUGCUGCUCUCGCCCAGCUGCCCGCUGGAAGGUGCAGAGGCCACCAGGGCUGGCUUUCCUGGUGCCCCCCAGGACACUCAGGAGUCCAGCAUCACAGCCACUGAGGCUGCAGGACAGAGAUCUCGCCCAGCAGACAGUGGCACGGGAGCCUGAGCUCAGAAGGAACUCAUACGUGGAAAUGGGGACUAUAUGGAGACUCCAAGCUCUGACUUCCUUCAGAAAAAAAAAAAAUUUUUUUUAGCAUUGACAAACACACAAAAGUGGUAAUAAAGAGAGCCCUCCUUCUCAACCCAAAAUGUGAGCCACCUGUGGCAAACUGCCCCCACCCCACCCCCAUUAACAAACCAACAGACAAAAUUUCUCUGAGUCCUUUGCCUCUUUUGAUAACAUGGUAUAUUCUGUUUUGUAAAGUGUGUGUGCUUGGGGUUCUGAGGUGUGUGGGAUUGAGUUCUCUGCUUUGUUUUUUAAGAUAUUAUAUGUAAAUGUAAAAAGUUAUUUAAAUAUAUAUUUUAAAGAACCCUAACCGCCAACUUUUGCUGAAAAAGAAAAAAAAAAAAAAGAAAUCACUGCUGCAUUAAUUGAACCACAUCGUGUAGAUACUGUUGUCUCCCAGGAGGGAGCUCAGGCCUUUGAAAAGCUCAGGGCUACACCUGCCUUAGAAAAUGAACCAGAAACUUGAAGUAAAGCUAGUUGAUAUGGGUACAAACUCUGAGGAACAAUGCAAUGCUGCCUCUUUCUUUCUUGUGGUAAAUCCCAACGUACAAAGUUUCGGGUCUUCUCAGAAGCCAUGCCUCUCCAGCCCACACCUGUAGGCAGCUGACGGAAACAGCUAGGAAUAGGGCGGAAGGUCUGCAGCUCUGAGGAGCUGGGACAAGCCAUUGCCACACAAGCCCCGGAGUGACAGGGACGAUGCAGCCCAGUGUCCUCAGUCUGUCCCUUCGGGUCAUCGUCUUAGGUAAAAGGACAGAGUUCACAGUCCUGAACUUGGACUUCCUGCCACUGGCUGCAGAAAUGGUUGGAAGGGGUGUGUGGGGAUGAACACCCAGGAGGAAUGUCGUUUUGCAACCUUAGUGUCUGGAUGGGGUGGAGGGCGGAAAGUGGUCUCACUAACCCAGAGAAGGCACAGGGGGCGCUAGAAAGUGCCUGCACACAGGCAUCUGUGUGGGCACAGCCAGUGUCCUGGGGCUGCCUUCCUGGGGGGCCCCACGGGGUCAGCACCGAGCUCCCUCCGUUGGAGUGAUGCAUUUCCCAUCCCAUCCCCUAUGGAAGCCCCGCUUCAGGGUUAUUCAGCCCGCUGCCUCAUGGCUGAACUUGCUCAUCUCGCCUGCAAAUGUCUACUAUCCCUUCUACCUAAUGCACUAUUAUGUAUUGAUUCUCCGUGAGACAGAGAAAGAGACUAUCAGAUAGUUUAGACCCAAAGGGUAGGAUUUUGUAUAUUUUUCCAGCCUUUUGCUGUUCUUAAGAGGGAGGGAGAGUUUUAAAACCCAAACCAUUUUUUUAAAAAGAUGUUUCCAUUGUAAAAGGGAGAAUCUAUUUAAAGCUAUUUCAGAUCAGGGAUUGUCAUCCUUUUUGUCCAAUGUACUUCUUGUUCUUAAAGGGUUUUUUGUUUUUUUGUUUUUUUUUUUUAAGAAGAAACUAAUCACAUUAGCCCCUUGUGUUCACUAACUCCUCUGGUCACUUUUAUUUUAUCCAUUUAUUGUCAUCUGAAAUGCUCAUUUGCGGAAUAGGAACCUCAUGGCCUAGCCCCCCUGUAGUGGGGAAACAGAGACUGCCCAGGCUUGCCCUUCAACAAUGGUGAUACCCCCUCUCCAGUAAGUUCAGGGGAAGUCAGUCCAGGGUCCAGACGAGAAUGUUUUUGACUGAGAAUCUCACUGUAUCCCAAUCCUUUUUGCUUUUUUUUUUUUUUUUUUUUUUUUUUAAACCCAGCCGGUGAUGAGGACAUUUAGCCUUCUAGCCAGGCUUUGACAGAAAGAAAUUCUAGCAUCAAAUGAUCAAGCCAUUUGCCAUUUAGGAACUCAGUGCAGUGAGAUUUGUCCUCCAGCCUCUGAGGUAUAGUCCUUUGGGGGCUGCUGCCCCCCGCCCCCACCCGGGCCUAUGCCCAGCACACCUGUUGGCGAGGGUGUGAGAAGCGCCUAAGCUGUUGACAUGUGAUCCGGACUGCCUUUAUUUCUCAGGCCAGGAGUAGCAGCUGCUAAGGACAACAGCUUGCAUUACGUGGUUUUAGGGAAGGGGGUGGGGAGUAUGGCUUCUAACAUGAACUGCAAAAAGCAGCUUCUCAUUGUUGAGAUUUUUGUUGUUUUGUGGUUUUGUUUUUUUGUCGUUUUGUUUUUAAUGCCUUUGAGUGCACAUUAUCUCCUUUGUCUGAAACCAUACCCUCAAAGUGGCUUUCUUUAGCCCAGUCUGGGAAACUACUCCUCAAUAGCCUUAAGCAAUAAAUAGAUGAGUAGAUAAUGUGGCUUCCACGGGGCUUAUUAAAAUAAAUGUGUCCAAUUUUCAUUUGAAAGAGCAAUAAUUACAGAUGGCAAAAAGAAACAACAUUUAAUUUUUGUACUUUACAGGGCAGUAGAAGCAGAAAAGUGAAAAUGUUAAAAUUUUAAAUAUCAGCCAUUGUCUUAAAUUCACCAGACAGGGAGGUCACCAGAAUAUAGGAACAACUCUAUUAUUGCCUCACCAUUUAAAUCAAAAGAAAUGUCUUCUUUGAAGAUUUUAAGACUCCAGUAAUCAUGACCUUUGUCAGUGGCCUCUCAGUGGUGUGUUGGGGUCAUAUAGCCUUGGAAACUGGGAGCAUCACAUUUUCCAUUGAGAAUCUGCACCAUCACUGCCCACCCCCAAGCCAGAUUGUGACUGUUAGGCCUGGUCCCUAUGGCCGAGCCCUGGGUAUAGGACAGCCAUGUAAACUCCAGAGUACUGGAACCAGUUAAAAAUAUGAGGGUUUGGGAAUUCUGAUCAAGGUACCUCUCUAUGCUGGCUCUGACUCUCUCAAUCUCUCCCACCUCUCUUGAACCCAAGCCAUUUUAUAAAGCCCAAUCUGCUGUCCCACCACUCAGACCCUCCCUUAUGUGCUGCUAGUUUCUACUCAAAGCUCAUGCAGGACUAAUGCUUUUAAAAUGAGGUCUAAAAAAUAAUUACUAAUCUGAGUAUUAUUUUUUAAACAGACCUGCCUUUUUCUAUUCUUUAUAUAGACUCUAUUGUGUUGGUCUAACGACACUAUUUUAAAAUGUUUUGUUUUGUUUUGUUUUUUAUUUCUCCCAUAGCACUUAAAAGAUAUUUUGUAAAGACUUUGCUGUAAAGAUUUUGUAAUAAAAUGGUCUAAGGGCUCCUUCUCCAACAUUACCAUUUUUUUUAAUGUUUUAAAGGCUAGAAAACAACUUAUGUAUAUUCUGUAUAUGUAUAGCAGCACAUUUCAUUUAUGGAAAUAUGUUCUCAGAAUAUUUAUUUACUAAUAUAUUUAUCUUAAGCCAUGUCUUAUGUUGAGAGCGUGACAUUGUUGGAAUAAUCAUUGAAAAUGACUAACACGAGGCCCUGUAAAUACAUGAUAAUUGCACACAGAUUUUACAUAUUUGCCGACCAAAAAUGAUUUCAAACAAGUUGUAGUCUUCUAUGGUUUUGUAACAAAUUGUACAAAUGACUGUAAAAAAAAAUACAAUUUUAUCAAGUAUGCGUUA